UAAAACUUAACAAAUCGAGAGCAAAGGUUUUAGUCGGUUACAGAGUUUAGUCCUGUGCGGUUACGUUUAAGGUAUGAACUGGUGGUGCAAACAAAUCGCGGAGGCAAUUACAUGCAACGAGGACAAGAACGAAUUAGGCGAAUAAUUACGAUUAGGAUGUUCUCAGCUAUGCUAUUAAAGAGACGAAGUACUUAAUGUUUAUAUUGCAAACUACUAUAGCUGGAGCAUAAGUACGGUCGUUUGAUGCGGCUAUGUGGACAACAGUUUUAGCCGAUUUCAACAUAUAAAUUAUAAAUACAUACAUAUAUACAGUGACAAGAAAUAGUUAUAACGAAAAUAUCUAUCAUAGCGAUAAACGCGUGACAACAAAUAAUUUUUCGUUACUGUGUAGUAGUGGUGGCGGCUCCAGUUAAGACAACUCCCGCGGAAAUAGUAUUGACGCUGACACUCGCUCAAAUUGCGGUUGUUACGAGCACGCUGACGAGGUCCAUAUUGUUGACAGCGCCUGUGGCGUCGCUGUUAGCUGCCUAAAGCCAAACACUUGUCAGUCAACCAAGUAACUUAACCAACAAAUAAAAAAAAAAAUAUUAUAAACCAACUGCCGAAAUGCGGAUUGUUGUCGAUAUGUAUGUUUACCUACAUAUAAACAGCUAGAAGCGUGUGCGUGUCGCGGUUUAAUUUUUUGCCAAUAAGGUAGGAAUUUCGUAUGCUUUAUGGUGCGAAUAGUGCUCGUUAAUGGUUCGUAUACAUUUCUAUUUGUCGAGUGCGCCUGUGAUUUGCAACAACAAUUGACAUAAAGGAUCCCAUAUUUAAAUUAAAGUGGACUAUUUUUUAUAUUUUUUUUGUCUUCUCAAUGUAAACAAUUCAAUUAAAUUAUAAAGCAGAAUUUCGCUCAAAUAAACUUAAAAAAAUGUAUUCAGUGAUAAAAAAUGGACUUCGCUUCAGUAAAAAUAUUGGGUACUGCUAAACCAAAGAUAAGGGAAUAAGUUUGUAUACAAAUGCAAUUACAUAUUUGCAAGAACAACCAACAUUAAGCGAUGACGAAAAAACUUGCAAUGAGAAAUAGUGUGCUUCAAAAUUAUAUGCCAAUAAAAUAAACCAAUCCAAUGUAGAAUAUGCACCAGCUUUAGCGUAAACAAAAUAAAGAAUGAAAUAUUUUACAGAAUUUUGCCUGCAUACAAUACAAUGAAACCUAUGUAUGUACAUAUGUUCAUAGUAAGUUUAGAAGAAUUUCAAUCGAAAAUAUAAAGCAAUUUUAAUGUAACGCAAAUUGAAAGAAGAACCUGUGUGUAUGGGUGAAAACGUGACAGCAGUCAAACAAGCAAAAGCAGCAAAACAGUAAUUGUUGAAUUUUUAUUGAAUACGAUCUUUGUGUACUAUAAGUUUUAGAAAAUACUUAUGUACAAAAAAGGAAACGAAUCGUUAUGCCAAUACGAAUGACGAAAACAAAAGUAUUCAACCAUUUCACAUACAGCAGUGAAAGUAGUAUGUUAACAAGCGCAGUUGCCGCUAUUGGAGUCAAGUGGAUAUUCCUGUGUUCCUGUUUUACACUAUUCGUUACACCAAAGCAUGGACCGAUACUAACCGGUGGUCGGCCACGAUACAGUAGUGAAGACACUGUCCGUAUGAACUGCACAUCGGGGCCAUCAAAGCCAGCGUGUCAUCUUAGUUGGUUAAUUAAUGGCAUACAUGUGAACCGAACAUUUCUGCGGCAAUACGAUCCUGUCAUUGUCGGACGCGAUGGCUUAGAGGUGGCACGAGUGGGACUAGAAUUCCGCGUCAGAAGAAAAUAUUUCAAACACAGCGAUAUGAAGGUGAAGUGUGUUUCACGAAUAUCUUCUUUAUAUUGGCAAAGCAGUGAGGAAACUGCUACAUAUGAAAAACCUCAGAAGAUACCUGUGCUCGAGUCACGAGAAACGGUAGUCACAAAAUCAAGAUUGCGCGACAAAGCAUUCGGAGAUAAUCAACUUAAAGAUGGCGGCUCUUCAUCAGCAGCCAAGUCAUCUGCUAUGCUACUUCUUCUUUCCCUGCCUACGCUAGAAGCUAUAUUGCCACUCUUAUUCGAGUUUCUAUGUCAAUAUUGCCAAUUUAAUAUUAAUGAACGCCAACGAGGCCAUCGAACUUUGGCGUAUCAUGGUUACUGCAAUUAUUCGGAUGGCAGAUGAUAAUGAGCUAUGGAAAAUUAAAUAUGAUUGCAAUGACCAAUUUCAACAGCAUCAGCUCAGCCGUCGUCAUGGAUUCAUAUAAAUUGUUAAAAGUGUAUAACAUCUAUUUUUUGUUGUGAAUUAUGUAUUUACUUUUUCUCAAAUAGUCGUUAGCAAGGCAUAUUCAACAACGUAGAAGUGAUUUCGACAGUUGUCUCUUUUGGACUGCGACUGAAUUGUCAAACAUAGAUCAAAAUAUUUCAAAUGUUAUUAAAAAAACAACAUUUUAAAUUUUUCGUAUUUUUGGCUACCAUGACAAAAACAUUUAAAGGUACAACCUCUCGUUCAAUUUCUCCGCCAUAAGGUUUUUUGACGUUUGCUAGCAUUUUAAGUACACUCUCUCGAAAUGAUUUAAAUGUCAAAUAAAUUCAAAAUAGACAAAUGAAAA
Rhagoletis pomonella (apple maggot) is the source of this 2592-nucleotide messenger RNA. RefSeq lists its product as uncharacterized. Lineage: Eukaryota; Metazoa; Arthropoda; Insecta; Diptera; Tephritidae. The record is from RefSeq and is a predicted model, not a curated record.